Aegilops tauschii subsp. strangulata is the source of this 612-nucleotide messenger RNA. RefSeq lists its product as uncharacterized. The record is from RefSeq and is a predicted model, not a curated record. NCBI's taxonomy places the organism in Eukaryota, Viridiplantae, Streptophyta, Magnoliopsida, Poales, Poaceae.
AUGCCCACACCGGGUGGGUAUGCCCUCGUCCUCGACCCCACCUUAGUCGUUGCAAAGCGCACCUGCAAGUUUUUGCGAGUCCUCAUAUAUGGCGGCAGCAGCAUCAACAUCCUCUACCGCGACACCAUGACCAAGCUCAGCAUCGAGGCCAAGCAACUGAAGCCGACCCGGAUGGUGUUCCACGGCAUCGUGCCGAGUCUCUCUUGCUCCCCCAUCGGCUGGAUCCGGCUCGAUACCCUAUUCGGCACCAGCGACCACUUCCGGCGCGAGCCCAUUUGGUUCGAGGUGGUGGACCUGUCCAGCCCGUACCAUAUGAAGAUGCCGGGUCCCAAGGGCCUCGUCACUAUUGUUGACGAUUACAAGAAAUCCCUGGAGUGCGCCCGUGCCAGCGCCAAGCUGGACGAGUCGCUGGUCAUAGCCAAGGAGCGGCGCCAGCUCGACCGGAUCGUCGCCUUGGCCGACGAGCAGCCGGCUAUGCCGGCUCCAGCCAAGGAGUCAGCUGGCGAGGCCUCGUUCCAGCCAUCCAAGGACACCAAGAAGAUCCCGCUCAACCCGUCCGACCCCAGCUAUAGCAAGUACAUUGUUGUGGGCACCAGCCUCAGCAGCACAUAG